AAAAAAAGAGAAGAUACUUCGUUAGUUCGUUUAUAUAUGACCUUAUCAAAACCUUAAGAUACCGCCGUGAAUCAAUGUAUAUAACCAAAGGGGUUCAUAUAUAUAUCGAGGCAUUUACAUAAAUUAAUGCACCAAGAAACGAAACCAUGGAUCCUGCUACCGUCGAUGAAUCUCCGAGCCGGCGGCGUCCAUGGUGGCAAAACAAAUACGUAAUAUACGACCUUGUCAUGAACGUGCUCUUGAUAGGCUUCAAUGUUGCAACCUUUUUGUAUAUAAGACAUUAUAAGAUUCCCCUAGUUUCAAGUAUAGACCAUAUGAUCGAGUUUUUGGUGGCUUUCUACUGUCUAGCAAACAUUGCUGGUGUGGCUACAUGGGUAUACAUGUUCAAGAAGAUCCCCGAACGUCCUUUCGAAGGCGGCGUCAUGGGUGUUGCUCAUAUCUGUGGCGUUAUUUUACUAAUUCUCUUCCUCUAUUCUAUUUCUCUCGCCGUUGCUCUCAUUAUCGGUAUACCUUCUUUGUUAUGGUUUAUACCCUUUUUAUGUUACUCUAUAAAACAUUAACUAGAAGUCUACCCUUUUUGCGUUUUACUC
Messenger RNA from Arabidopsis lyrata subsp. lyrata, 590 nucleotides. RefSeq lists its product as uncharacterized. Bases 147 to 560 code for a protein of 137 amino acids. The transcript has 2 exons. The record is from RefSeq and is a predicted model, not a curated record. NCBI's taxonomy places the organism in Eukaryota, Viridiplantae, Streptophyta, Magnoliopsida, Brassicales, Brassicaceae.